AUGAAGUCACGAAUUUUAUGGAAUGCUGCAAAUUUUGAGGUAUUUUUGGAAAACUUUUCGAUAUUAUGUUUUUUUUCUUUUUUUGGGGGAACCCCUCUCUCAAAUAUUUGCUUUUUGAACCUAAAAUCUUGUGAUCACAAAGAGAAAAAAUCUUUUUUUACGUUUUUGCUCGAUUUUUGAGCGAUUUGAAAUUUCUCUCAAAAAUUGCGUCAGCCAACAAAAUUUUUCGUCUCAAACCAAACCUACAGUAAUCUCUAUUGUUUGAAAAAAAACAUUUUUGAAAUUUUUUGUUUGUUUCAAAAUUGAAAGUUUUUGGUGUAACGGAAAUGAUGUAAUUUUUGGGAAGGGAAAAAGUUGAAAAUCGCUAUUUUUAGAAAAAUCUGGGAUUUUUUAUUUUUCAAGAAAAUGGAGACAGAAAAUAAAUCAAAAAGUUAUCAUUUGAUCAUUUUUCGGAGAGAUACUGUAGGUUUUUUUUGAUAACUAAUUGGUCUAGAAAAAAAUUGCGAGAUGAUAGAUUUUUCAUAUUGUCGUUCCGAAAAAAAAAGACCGUUGGAAGAGAACCGAAAUGGCCUAGGAAACCAAAAUACAGUAGACUUCGCAAAAUUUUGGAGUCUUUUUGAAAAAUAAAAUGCGAAAUUUACACGUUGGCUAUUUGCCAACCAGUUUGAUAUGCAUGUGUCACGUCAUUUUUAGUCUACUGUACGUGAGCGCCAAUUUAAACGGGGGUUCUUUUAUUUUCGGAAUGACAAUAGAAAAAUGAGAAGAAUUGAGAAUUUUUCUAGUGAAAAAAAUCCACGUGGCUUUAUUGGCACGUGGAUUUUUGGCUUCAGAAAUCCACGUGGCAUGAACAUUUGAAAACGCAAUUUUUCAAUUUCAACAAUUUUAGCUAAACUUUUGCCACGUGGAUUUCAGAAAUCAAAAAUUCUACUUGGCUUAAAUUUUUGAGAUUUGGGACUUUAAAAGUACAGACUUGAAAAAAAUAUUUUUUACAUUAAAUUUUUCCACGUGGAUUUUUUGCUCUAAAAUUUUAAAGCAAAUCUGAAAAUGUUUCCAAUCAGAAAAGUUCAGAAUUUUCUAUUUCCCCUGAAAUUUCCCCCACAUUUUCUCGUUAUCAAUUUUCCCCUGCAAAAAAUACCCUACAGUAGUCCAAAAAGUCUCAAAGUACCAAAAUCAGAAGCACGCCGUGACCAGGAAAACUUUUAUCAAUUUUUUAAUUUUAAUGACUCCCGUCUGUUUGGCAUCUGAUAUUUUCCAGGAAAUCAGAAAUUAGUUGAUCAAUAAUUUUUUAUUCAAAAAAAAAAUAAUAAAUUAAGAUGUUCCCACUCAUUUUUUGAACAAUAGACUUAGGCUUAAAAAUAAUCAGACGAUUUUUUGGAACAUCAAAAAAAUAUUCCCACGAUUUUUGAUAUUAUUUACAUACAUUUAUUUAUGUCUAGAGGCUUGUAUGUAAAUUUUCUUAUCGAAAAAGAGGCGAAAAGAAAAAUAAAUAAAAAAUUUUAUUGUUUUUAUUGGCAUGUUGGAAAGUGCAAUGAGGAGAACACCUGAUUUUUCUGAGAAAAUUUUUCAAAAAUUCAAAAAUUAAUAUUUAGAAGUUAGGAAAACAUGAAAAUAUUUUUUCCCUGAGAAUUUCUUGACCAAGAAAAGAUAUUUUUUUGAUUUAUAGUUAUACCUUUCUCUUUUCAUUUUCUUUUUUUUCAAAAAAAAAGGGAAGUUAAGAGAAAAUACUUUGAACUUAGGCUAAGUUAGGACAAUUCUAAAAAUAGGUUGACCUGUUUUUUGUUUUGGGUGACUUUGCUUGUACAGGUUUUGGAGUAUUUAAAAAUGAAAUUUUUCAAAAAUUGAGAGGUCAUGAAAGUUCUAGGCUUCAGAAUUUUUUUCCUAGAAUUAUCCUAGCCACGUGUAUUUUCAGAAGCUCUGAAAAUAGCUACACAACUUUCUGAAACUCAAAAAAUUCACUCUGAAAAUUUCUAGACUUCAGAAAUUUUUUUUCUAGAAAUAUCCGAGCCACGUGGAUUUUUACAAGCUCUGAAAAUAUUCCUAGACAUUUUUGAAAUUUUUUGAAAUCAUUUUUGAAAUUCAAUUUUUUCUCAAAAUGGCUUCAAAUUGCCACGUCACAAGUUCACGUUUCAAAAAAAUAUAUUUUUUGAAAAUUUUUCUGAUCACAAGUUGUUAUCUCAUUUUUUUCAAAAAAAAAAUCAUGACACCUGUCCCCCAAAAUUUUUCUCUCAUUUGCUCAUUUGAUCUACUCGACCUAACAAAAAGUGCCCCUAGUUUUUCUCUACCUCUUUCGCCACUCUCUCAAUCUCUCAUACUCUCUCAUCUUCCCUUCUAAUUUCAAAGAACAACCCACUUUUGCUAUACAUUUUGUUUCUUUUUGUUGUUGCUCCAGGGGAUCCCUUGGCAAAAAAGCAGAAAAAAAGAGGGGCGGAGUCAGGACUCCGCCCACUUUUUUUGUCUGAUGCAAUGCCGCGUUCAGAGACUAUCAUCUAAUGUAUUUUAUUAUAUAAAAAUCACAUUUUCUUUUCGAUUUUUCUAUAUUUAUGUAUUGUUAAAUGACUUCUUAUAACUUUUUUGUAUUUUUAAUUUUUUUUCAAAAAGUUCACGUAAAUCAUUUGCUCUUUGCAGAACUACAUAACAAUUAUGGAUCAAAAAAGCACGGCAUUCCACUCCAAACGCUCCCUUUACAUUUUCGGCUACGGAAGUCUCAUCUGGAAUCCGGGAUUCAAUUUCAACGCAAGCCGAAAAGCUUAUGCAAUCGGUUGGGUGCGCAGAAUGUAUCAAGGAAACACCUAUCACAGAGGCGAUCAGAAUUUGGUGAGUUAGGGCAACUUCAAGUUAGGGCAACUUCUUCUCCGAGCAAAGUACACUUUACUUUUUGUUCCAUUUUUUUGGAGCACAUGACCAACUAUACGAGUUUUCCCCCUCUCUGCUCAAAAACACAUGUGUGUUUUUUCCAAAGAAAAAGAGUGAGGCAUGAAAUUCAUGUGUGCUUUUUUUUCGAGAGGGAGACCCUUUAGCAUAGUAGUUUUCUGGGAAUUAUGAAAAAUGUAUGUGAUCUGGUUCGGGGAAUAAGAAAAUGAAAUCUUUGGACUAGAAUUCUCGGGAGAAACUUUAGAUUUGGCUAGGGGAGAGUUAGACUAACUUGUAGAGCUUGAAAAUCUCUACAAAAUCACCCACACCCCAAAAAAUAUCAAUCCAAAAUUUUCAGCCUGGCCGCGUUGCAACGCUCAUCCAAGAUUCGCACUCCGCCACCAACGGCAUCGUCUUCCGCGUCGACGGCACUGCCGCAAUCCACAAAACCCUCCGCUAUCUCGAAGAACGCGAAUGCGAUAACGGAUAUGUCUUCCGCAUGGUUCCAAUCCGCGUCGAAUCAAGUUCAAGAAUAAUUAUGGCCCUCACUUGCGUAGCAGACAUGAAAAAUGAAUUAUACCUGGGUCCAGAUGAUGUGCGAAAAAUGGCGCAUGAAAUCACAAAAGCCAAAGGUUGCGCUGGACCAAAUUGCGAAUAUGUGCUGAAAUUGGCUGAAAAUGUUCGACGACUAUUUCCGGAUGAUGAAGAUGAGCAUUUAUAUCAACUCGAACAUCACAUCAAAAUCGCCAAAGUUAUUAAUUAA
This is a messenger RNA of Caenorhabditis angaria, 3613 nucleotides long. The record is from the annotation of a GenBank genome assembly. Lineage: Eukaryota; Metazoa; Nematoda; Chromadorea; Rhabditida; Rhabditidae.